Messenger RNA from Helianthus annuus (common sunflower), 1529 nucleotides. RefSeq names its product protein farnesyltransferase subunit beta. Gene Ontology annotation, molecular function: protein farnesyltransferase activity. NCBI's taxonomy places the organism in Eukaryota, Viridiplantae, Streptophyta, Magnoliopsida, Asterales, Asteraceae. Gene Ontology annotation, biological process: protein farnesylation. Bases 61 to 1356 code for a protein of 431 amino acids. Gene Ontology annotation, cellular component: protein farnesyltransferase complex. The transcript is spliced from 14 exons. The record is from RefSeq and is a predicted model, not a curated record.
UAUUUAUUUGUCGAGUAGUAAACAACCGGAAAAAAACGAGAGCUGCGUCGGACGACAACUAUGGAGUCUUCAUCAUCGGCGGCGGCGGCGGUGGCGGCUGAGAGGGAACCGACAGUAAGCCAGAAAGAGCAGUGGGCACUUGAAAGUCAAGUAUUUCACAUAUAUCAGUUACUGUAUAAUAUUCCCCCCAAUUCACAAGCAGCUAUGUUAGAGCUUCAACGGGAUAGUCACAUGGAGUACCUCGUGAAAGGCCUUCUGCAUCUCGGUCCUUCGUUUUCCGUACUGGAUGCCAAUCGGCCAUGGAUUUGCUAUUGGAUUUUUCAUUCAAUUGCUUUACUGGGAGAAUCUGUGGAUAUUGCUUUGGAGAAUAACACUAUCGAUUUUCUAAGUCGGUGCCAGGAUCAACACGGUGGAUACGGUGGAGGACCUGGGCAGAUGCCGCAUCUUGCAACAACUUACGCUGCUGUAAAUACACUUAUCACUAUAGGGGGGCAAAAUUCUUUGGCAUCAAUUAACAGAGCCAAGAUCUACUCAUUUUUGCGAAGAAUGAAGCAUACAAGUGGUGGAUUCAGUAUGCAUGAAGGUGGCGAAGUAGAUGUCCGUGCUUGUUACACCGCCAUCUCCGUUGCAAGUGUUCUAAAUAUAUUAGAUGAAGAACUUGUUCAAGGUGUUGGAAAUUACAUCGUAAGCUGCCAGACUUAUGAAGGUGGAAUUGCGGGUGAACCGGGUUCAGAAGCUCAUGGUGGGUACACCUUUUGUGGUUUGGCGACAAUGAUUAUAAUCAACGAGGUUAACCGUUUGAACCUGGCUAGCUUAACCGAUUGGUUGGUUUUCCGACAAGGAGUUGAAGGCGGUUUUCAGGGAAGAACAAAUAAAUUAGUUGACGGUUGCUAUUCCUUCUGGCAGGGUGGAGCUGCUGCGUUGAUACAAAGAUUGCAUGCAGCAGCCGCGGGUUCUGCAUCAUCAGAAGUAUCCGAUGAUGAAGAUUCUUCUGACCGGGAGGAAGGACAACCUAGUGACGAUGAAUCGAGUAUUCUAAUCAGAAGGCAUACAGAAACCGAGCCUCUUUUUCAGAGCCAGGCCUUGCAGCAAUAUAUCCUUUUGUGCUCACAGGUUGAGGGAGGGUUCAGAGACAAACCAGGGAAAAACAGAGACCACUAUCACACAUGCUAUUGUCUAAGUGGGCUAUCUGUGGCUCAGUAUAGUCGCUCCAAAGACGCUGAUUCUGCACCCUUACCUGGCUCGUUGUUGGGCCCGUAUUCUAAUCUCGUGGAACCAGUUAACCCUCUUUACAACAUAGUCUUGGACCAGUACGACGAGGCUCGCGAUUUCUUUAGCAAAGCACCGGCAUUAUGAAGCGUGCAUAAUCUCAUUGAUUUGUUUUUUUUUAAAUCUUUUAAACGUUGUAGUGUUGUUAAUGUGUAACAUUUCAUGGAUAAUGUUGUUGAUUUGCUUUUGGUCUUUAUAAAUAUUGCAACAUUUUUGUCAAUGUUGUGCUCUUAUAAAGUAAAUGGAAUUAUGGUCUAGUA